Messenger RNA from Trichomycterus rosablanca, 449 nucleotides. Its product is annotated as histone H2B-like. Bases 1 to 426 code for a protein of 141 amino acids. Gene Ontology annotation, molecular function: structural constituent of chromatin; protein heterodimerization activity; DNA binding. NCBI's taxonomy places the organism in Eukaryota, Metazoa, Chordata, Actinopteri, Siluriformes, Trichomycteridae. The record is from RefSeq and is a predicted model, not a curated record. The transcript is spliced from 2 exons. Gene Ontology annotation, cellular component: nucleosome.
AUGUAUCGACCUCAGAUUAAGCGGGAACAGACAACAAAGAACAGAUUCUAUUUAUUUAAAAACCCUAAGGCCGCGCCCAAGAAGGGCUCCAAGAAAACCGUCACCAAGACCGCCGGCAAAGGAGGCAAGAAGCGCAGAAAGUCCAGGAAGGAGAGCUACGCUAUCUACGUGUACAAGGUCCUGAAACAGGUCCACCCUGAUACCGGGAUCUCCUCCAAGGCUAUGGGCAUCAUGAACUCCUUCGUCAACGACAUUUUCGAGCGUAUCGCUGGUGAGUCCUCUCGUCUGACUCACUACAACAAGCGCUCCACCAUUACCUCCAGGGAGAUCCAGACCGCCGUGCGCCUGCUGCUUCCCGGUGAGCUGGCCAAGCACGCCGUGUCCGAGGGUACCAAGGCCGUCACCAAGUACACCAGCUCCAAGUAAAGCGCCUUAGUCGCUCUGGCAAA